Messenger RNA from Aethina tumida (small hive beetle), 886 nucleotides. RefSeq names its product UPF0764 protein C16orf89 homolog. The record is from RefSeq and is a predicted model, not a curated record. The transcript has 5 exons. Gene Ontology annotation, cellular component: cytosol; membrane. NCBI's taxonomy places the organism in Eukaryota, Metazoa, Arthropoda, Insecta, Coleoptera, Nitidulidae. The coding region runs from base 194 to 886 and encodes 230 amino acids.
UGUUGCGUUGUUAGUUUUUGUGGAGGCGCAAAAAAUUAUUUAUAAUGGUAUCGAAAGAAGUUUGAAUUAUAUUAAUAACAAAAAGGAUGUGGUUAAUAUUGAUUGUGUUUUGGGGGUUGUUUUUGCCAAAGUUUUUUUGAAAGAUUUGAUUCGAAAUAAGAAUGAUGAUUAUUUAAUUGAUCUCAUAAACAAAAUGGAUCAUAUAAUUGUUACUACCAAGACUAGAUUUAUGCUAGACAACUCCACCAAUUUAAUGGCCAAGAAUAUUCUGGAUGAUAAUGUAUGGAUGAAAUCUAUAAUUUUUCAAAAGCUUAAAAAAAACAACGUUAAAAUAAGGGAAAAUACUGACCCUGUAAAGUUUUCAACAGAUUUCUGCUUUGAAAAUAUAAUCCACCAAACAGACAUUAAACAAGAUUUAUAUUUCUGCAACUUGAACAAAAACUGCAGUAAUUAUUUUAAUAAUGUUGAAUCUGGGGUAGAUUAUUCUCUUACACACAAAUUGUUGCUAUUACAAUUUUUAAAAGGUAGAAAGUGUUUAAUUAACCAAUCUAUUUACAAAGACAAAACACAAAAUCUUUGCAAUAGAAUUUACAACGAAAUAGAAGCAGCAGAUCACGCAAAUAAGUUACAUCAAUUGUUCGAUUUAUUUUUGGAACAAAUUGUCGUUUGUGGCUAUGAAGGUUACCAAGAUUUCUUAAAAAGAAAAUACUUGAAUUUUAUUUUAAAAAUGCAAAAUAAUUCCGGUUGUUUUAAUGCAUUUCCUGGUUCGAAAAGAAAAAGGAACAUACAAUAUUUAGAAGACGGUUGUGCGGAUCAUACAACAGGACUUGGAGCAGCUGUGUUAAGUCUCUACUAUAAUUUUGCACUGAAACAAUUCAAAUACUGA